GGAGGAAAACGGAUCAUCACCACAUGCUGCUGCUAAAGUCUCUCGAAUCUUUACGGUGAAAGAAGCUGUUAUCAGAGCCUCAAUCAACGACUUCAACAAAAUUCCAGUUCAAAAUCGUCAGAAAAAAACAGCACAACAUGUCACUGAUGAUCUUAGUCUUUUUGGGGACAUGUAUUGGGUUUGGAUCGGUUAUGGCAACGCCCGUUUUGAUGCAAAACGUAAAAAGUGAUCAGGCCAUCAAUUUCAAAGCUGGGAAGCCACUUACUGACGAAGAACUCAACAGUCAAUUUUCCAUCUUAACGAGAGGAUCUGCAGAUGAAUUCUUUCCGUGGGACAAACAGGAUCCUCACCUCCUGGAAGGUGACAUUAAGGCAUGGGGAGAAAAAAAUGCUAUCAUAUACACUAAUUAUCGUUGGCCGAAAGCAACCAUUCCCUAUGUCAUCGCAGACACAUACACUGCCGAUCAGCGCCUAGUCAUCGCAUUUGCCAUGAGUACCUAUCACAACAAUACGUGCAUUCGUUUCGUUCCGCGAACCUGUGAAACCAACUACAUCAGGAUCUACAAAAGUGGUGGAGGCUGCUGGAGCUAUAUAGGCCUCAUUAAUCAAGGUGUCCAGGAUGUGAGUCUCGAUGAUGGAUGUAUCGCGUCUUGGGCACCAGGAGUCGUCAUGCACGAGCUAAUGCACACCGCUGGAUUCUUCCACGAACACUCGCGUCCAGAUCGUGAUACGUAUGUAUCCAUCAAUCUAAACAACGUUUUAGACCAGUACAAAAGCAAUUUCAAUGCACUGACAACGUCACAGGUCACCACCUUAGGACUUUCUUACGAUUACGGAUCUGUGAUGCAUUAUCCAAGGAAGGCAUUUGCUAUUGACAGUACAAUUGAUGUCAUCACGCCACUUAUUGGUACACCUGUCAUAGGACAACGAACAGGAUUUAGUUCGCUGGACCUCCAGAAACUAAAUGCUUUGUACUGCACGGCCACAUCUGGUUAAACAGUUUCUUGAUCCAGAAAAGGUUUCAAUGGAUUCUUGUCUAUUGGUUGCCACCUUUGACAUAAAUUGACACAACUUGAUCACCCAUUUCGACUAAAAACAACUAUCUUUUCAUGCUUUAACUUGUUUCCCUUUCAAUGAGAACUGAUCCCUGACACCCUAUUGCACAAAUAGAAGCAUUCAAGUUCUGUUUGCUUUGCUGGUGAAUUGCUUUUACUUUAUUCUUUAAAUACACAGAGUUUUAUUUAGCAUGAAAA
Molecule: messenger RNA, 1252 nt
Organism: Daphnia carinata
Lineage: Eukaryota; Metazoa; Arthropoda; Branchiopoda; Diplostraca; Daphniidae
Product: astacin-like
Exons: 9
Coding region: 138-995 (285 amino acids)
Biological process (GO): proteolysis
Molecular function (GO): metalloendopeptidase activity; zinc ion binding
Source: RefSeq, a predicted model, not a curated record